AGCUCUGGUCAUAUAAGGCUUCCUGCAGCCUGCUCCCCAGUCCUCACCAUGAAGGCUGUCCUCCUCGUUCUGGUGGCCGCUGGCGUGGCUCUGCAGCCAGGUGCUGCCCUACAGUGCUACUCAUGCACGGCCCAGGUGAGCAACCAGGACUGCUUGAAUGUGAAGAACUGCACCCAGGGCCAGACCCAAUGCUGGACGUCCCGCGUGCGUGCCAUCGGGCUGGUGACGCUCAUCAGCAAGGGCUGCACCUCCGAAUGUGUGGACGAUGCGGAAAACUACUACGUGGGCAAGAAGAACAUCACCUGCUGUUCCACCGACCUGUGCAACACCAGCGGGGCCCACGCUCUGCAGCCGGCCACCGCACUGGCGCUGCUCACCAUGCUGGGCAGCCUGCUGCUGUGCGGCACGGGCCGGCUGUAGGCUCUGGGGCCCCCGCUGCGGCCCAUACGUACUGGGCGAGGAGACCAGGGCUUGCUCACACACCCCAGGCCCAGUGAGGGGGGCCUUUCCCAGUUCCUGAGGGCACCUGGUCCCAGGGGUCUGGCCUGGCCCCUUUCCCUGCCCCUCCUGAGGUCCCCUCCAGACUUCAGCCCAGAGCCCACCAGAAGCCAGGAAGGCUGGCUUCUACAGACACAGAAUGGCUGGCAGCCAGCUGCAGGCUCAGGCUGCAGCCUGACAGUCCCGUAUCUGACCUGGCUGUCACCUCUGUUCAGGCACCGUUGCUUCCCGGACGCCUUCCCUCUCCCCGCCCCCCGCCCCCC
Dipodomys spectabilis (banner-tailed kangaroo rat) is the source of this 761-nucleotide messenger RNA. It is a transcript of the gene Psca, whose product is annotated as prostate stem cell antigen. Lineage: Eukaryota; Metazoa; Chordata; Mammalia; Rodentia; Heteromyidae. The coding region runs from base 49 to 420 and encodes 123 amino acids. The transcript has 3 exons. The record is from RefSeq and is a predicted model, not a curated record.